This is a messenger RNA of Patiria miniata (bat star), 3330 nucleotides long. RefSeq lists its product as uncharacterized. Gene Ontology annotation, molecular function: transmembrane receptor protein tyrosine kinase activity; ATP binding. Gene Ontology annotation, biological process: protein phosphorylation; positive regulation of kinase activity; cell surface receptor protein tyrosine kinase signaling pathway. The coding region runs from base 1 to 3318 and encodes 1105 amino acids. NCBI's taxonomy places the organism in Eukaryota, Metazoa, Echinodermata, Asteroidea, Valvatida, Asterinidae. The record is from RefSeq and is a predicted model, not a curated record. Gene Ontology annotation, cellular component: signaling receptor complex. The transcript has 17 exons.
AUGGAUGUUCUGCUCAUUCUUGCGUUGUUUGCUUUACUGUUUCAACUGUCAAAAGGUGAGGGAGGUACGCUUAGGAUCCUCCCAGCAGAGAAUUACGUGGCUUCCAUUGGAGAUAAUGCAACGUUCACGUGCUUGGUAACCGGUCGUCAAACUGAUAGGGGACCGGGAGUCGAUGUCUUGUGGCAGAAAUCUCGUCAGAUAUUGCAGCGGUGUUCGUUCCAACCACCCGGCGACCAAGAGGAAUUUGAGGAGCACUGCAAACUGAGCAUCGCCCCGGUGAGAAGGACCUCGGCUGGCCUGUACGAGUGCGUACUGUUCUACCUGACAUCGACUACUAAAAACCUGCAGUUGGAUGUAGUCGAACCAAAUACUACGGUAGAGGUUACGGAUCUCCUGACAGGCAAACUCGUCGACAGUGAUUCUGAACCAAUCUGUGUCCGUCGGUCUGGUUCAGCUGUACGUGGCUUCGAGUGCACAGUUCGGGACGCCGAACCCAACGCCUGGAACAUCGCGUGGUUGGUCGGGGGAGAGCGGGUUGUAACGGGUUUCGUUGAGACCGGAGUAGGUAGACUGGUAAAAGUGAGCAGCACCUUCAAUUUGUCACAGUUGCAAACCGAGUUUCCGAAGAACCUCACUUGUCAGGCUACGGGUCUCGAUAGACUUAUCAGCAUUACAGUUGCGUUGAGGUCUUGUCAUGGCAUUCAUCUGAAACCUUUCCUGGACCUUUGGGAUCUAUCAACUGGACGUCUAGUUGGACUGACAUCCACGCCAAUCUGCAUCCAACCUGAUACGGAGCGGCAUUUCCGAUGCCAACUCAGAACAACCAGACCAGAGAUCUGGGAUGUAGCCUGGUUUAUCGAUGGAGAAGAGUCUGGAGCUGGCCUCACCAAUUUUACCAGUAGCGAAGCGGGCGGAUUGGUCAACGUGAGCAGCAGGUUCAUUAUAUCCAAGUGGCGAGACGAUGGUACCGUUAAGAGUCUUACCUGCCGAGCUACAAAUGAAGUAGAAGAGUCACUUAACGUCACAGUGCACUUUGAACCCUGCUCUGACAUGCAUCCAAAACCUUUCUUGGAGCUGUGGGAUCUAUCAACUGGACGACUUGUUGGACUUACAUCCUCGCCAAUCUGCAUCCAGUCUGAUACGGAGCGACAUUUCCAAUGUCAACUCAAAUCAGCCAGACCAGGGAUCUGGGAUGUAGCCUGGCUCAUCGAUGGAACAGAUGUUGGAGCUGGCUUUACCAAUUUCACAAGUGGCACACCUAGUGGAUUGGUCAACAGGAGUAGCAGGUUCGUCAUAUCCAAGUGGCGGAGCGAUGAUACCGUUAAGAGUCUCACGUGCCGAGCUUCAAAUGAAGAAGAAUCACUGAACGUCACAGUGCACCUUGAGACCUGCUCUGACCGAGUAAAGAAUGCUUCAAUGAAUCUUAUGGAUCUCUCGACCGGAAAACUGGUUGGCGUGACGUCUGGACCCAUCUGCCUGAAGAUGGGCACGAAGCGAACCUUUGCAUGUACAAUCCUAGACGUCCGGCCAGACAUUGUGGUGACUUGGAUCAUCGAUGGAAUCAGGAAUGAAAGCAGACGAGUAGAUGUAACUCCGGCAACAGGUGGAUUAGUCAACAUGAACGCAAGUUUCUCCGUCUUCACCUCCUUGGAUGGAAGCCUCAUCAACAGCCUUACCUGCAUGGCUACGGGAUUCAAGACAAAGUCUCUUCUCGUCACCCUGCAGCUCCAGACUUGCCCUGAAAUUGUCUCCAAUACUUCAAUGGAGCUCCUGGAUCUGUCGACUGGAGAGUUCAUCAGCGAUGCUUCGGAGGCCAUCUGCGUGACAUCGGAGACGGGAAAAGCAUUUGGAUGCACCGUGCGACAAGCCACACCCGACUCUUGGAGAAUCGCUUGGGUCAUUGACGGCGUGAGGGAGGAAACCGGAUCCGUGGUUCAGACACCGAGCACAGACGAACUAGUCGACAUCUUUAGCAGGUUCACUGUUUCCAACCCGACCAGUGCAGACGUCGUCAAAAGCCUAACAUGCCAAGCAACGAGCCUAGCGAAAGAAGAACUUGCAGUCACGGUUCAUCUGCGAUCCUGCGCCGGCAAUAAGCCAGCAAUAGGCACGAUCAACAUGACGAUGCUCUUUGCCAUAGUCGGAGUCCUGAGUGGAAUGUUAGUUUUGGCUGUCGCUGCUUUGGUCAUUUCUUCAUCAAGAGCCAAGAGGAAAUACCACGUACCAGUGAGUGCACAGAGUGUGCCGAAUCUUCAAGAAAGCGUCGAGAUGGAGUCAGUGGCCCCAGAUUCAGAAUCUGAUCCCACGGCAGUUAAGGAAGAAGUCACCUACCAGAACACCAUAGCACAACCCAGAAAGAUGACUGAAGAGAUCCCAUCAGACACCGGCCUGCCAUCUUGGGCCGAGGGAUGGGGGAUUCCUUGGAGCGACCUCAUCGUCGAGGAGCGAGUCCUCGGCAGUGGGAACUUUGGUGAGGUGCGAUACGGAACUGUUAGGAAAGAUGAAGACUUGAACAGGGCUGCCAUCAAGAUGCUCAAAGGACAUGUAUCGUCAUGUGACAGAGAUGAUUUCAUGGAUGAGCUGUGGACGAUGACUUUUAUCGGCUACCAUCCUAACAUCGUAGAACUACUCGGUGCUUGUCAACAUCAAGGAGUGCUGUACGUUGCCUUGGAAUACCUUCCUUAUGGUGAUCUGCGCAGCUACCUGCGGACGGCUCGCUCACAGUCAGACUCAGACGAGGAUGCCUUGUCUUCCGAUCAGCUGGUCAAGCUUGCACUCGGUGUUGCCAGGGGAAUGGAGCACCUUGCUAAAGCAGGGGUAAUUCACCGUGAUCUGGCUGCCAGAAACAUCCUGAUCGGGAACGGAUUGGUUGCUAAGGUUUCUGACUUCGGUCUGUCCCGUGGGGAGAAUAUCUACGUCCAGACAUCGAGGCGACGAGUACCACUUCGCUGGUUAUCCAUCGAGUCAGUGAGGCACCAGUUGUACACCACUCAGAGCGAUGUGUGGUCCUUCGGAAUUCUCUUGUGGGAAAUAGCUACUUUCGGUGGCACUCCGUAUCCAACCAUAUCGAACGACUUGCUGGUGGAAACUAUCAAAAGAGGAUAUCGUAUGCCUAAGCCGGACAAUUGUCAUGAGCAAAUCUAUGCCCUAAUGCGCGAUUGCUGGGACGAGGAUCCGAACAACAGACCGACCUUCACUGACCUAGUGUAUAUCUUGAGUGACAUGGCAGACAAUCGGAUCAAACACACUUACAUGGCGGUAAUCCGAAACGAGUACCAGAAUAUGAGCGCCAUCCUGCCGGAACUUGAUGACAACUGAGGGGCGUGGUCA